UGUUGUGAUAAACUUAUUAAAUAGAUUUCGCAUUGCAUGGGUAAGAGCUUAUGAGUACGAUUGUGUGAAACACUUGUGAAAGGAAUAAAUCGUUCAUUAGACCGAUCGUUAUGGCAGUGGAAAAUGUGGAAGCUGAAGUGACAGAGGAGGAGGUGGCGCGCGAGCGAAAGGAGGCGGAGGAUUUUCUGAGAGAGCUGGAGGUCAAGCUGAAGGCCAAGCAGGAGAUGCGAGAGAAGAAUCUCAAUGCCUCAAAGAACUGGCCGGACGAGGAGUUCUUUGGUGAGUUGGACUCGGGGCUGAAGCGGAACAGUGCUUUUGUGAAGAGACUGAAGAUGCUCCCACCGAUGGAAUCGACGACGACUGCAGAAGGAGGCGGGGGCAGGGAGGCGCUUUUGGGCGAGAUGGGGCAGUUGAAUCUUGUCAAGUAUAUUGACGAAGUGGCCACUGCACUUGCUGUGGAUAGAAAGUUUAAAAUGACAGACAUUGGCUUCAUAGUGGAGGUUUGUUCUGCCAUCCACCAGAGAUACAACACGUUUCAGUCUAGCUUCACCUCCCUCCUCAAGAAACAGUUCGACUCCAAAGCAGCCAGCAAAGAUGACAAGUCUGCAUUUUCGUCCUCGUUGGCUUCUAAGUCUGCUGCUAGACUCAGAAUCGACGCCAGGUUCCUUGCCGAAAUUACAUCUGCGGGAAUUCUGAGCGAGAAAGACGGACUGAAUGUGCUGAGUUCUUUUCUAACGAACAUUCUGUCGGCAGAGAACAGUCAAGCAUCGACGGAUGUGAUUUCGUUCGCAAUCUCUUUCGUGACUUUCUCGGGAGAGGACUUUGUGGGCAUUGUGCCAAAACAGACGAAACGAUACGAGGAGAAAUUCAAAGACAUGAAGUUCCCACUGUGCACUGUGUUCUCUGCCCAGACGCACCAGGUAUUCCGAAAGAUACUGGCCGAGUUCUACUGUCGUGUGAAGGCGGAGUUCGAGAGGAAGGAGCAGUCUGUGAUCGACAUCCUUAAGAGGAACUACAGCAUUCUCUCGAACAAGGGUGAGUUGCACAGUGAGAAGAGUGAGCAGUACGAGAGUGAGCUGGGAGUGCUGGAGAAACUGCAGCAGAGUAUGAGUCAGCUGGCAGACACUCUCAACUGCAGUCCAGACCAAAUACCCAUUCUGCAAGUCAGACAAGUUGAGAAGCAACUGGAAGAUGAACUCGGCGGCAUAGACGGCUGUGGAGUGGUGGUUGAGAAGUUCUCUGAGGGAACAGGAGGGGGAAGUUUGGAGGGGGAGGAGAGUGAGUUCGACUAUGACAGAAGCAAGUGGCCGGAUGCAGACACCAGGGACUUCUACCAGACAUUCCCAGACAUUGUGCCUAUGUUGCCAGCGGCUCUGAUCAGAGCUGAGUCUUUGUUGUCGAAAACACAAAAUGAAGAGGAGAGCGAGGAACUAACAGAAGAAUCGACGAAAGAAGAGUCGGAAACGAAAGAAGAGUCGGAAACGAAAGAAGAGUCGGAAACGAAAGAAGAGUCAGAGACGAAAGAAGAUGAAGAAAAGGAUGAUUCAUUAGAAGUAGAUACUUCCGGAGAAGACAAGGAGACUGAAGGAAUCGAAGAAGAGUCCUCAUCGGAACAAAAGAGUUCCCCAACUGAAGAAGGGAAAAAUGAUUCCACUGCUAUACAGUGUCAACAGAAGGCUAAGAAGACUCUUGGAACCAAAGGGUCUGCCUCGGAUGCUCUGGAAGAUGCACUGGCCGAUAUUGGGUACCAGGAUUUGGAGGAUGAACUUGCUAGUGAUAUGAGCAAGACAUCAAUCUCGACCAAAGACAUUGCAUCUUCUGGGUCUGGUGGUGGCUCUUCCAACACCAGUCUGGCUCAGAUCCAAUUUGAGAAACUUCUCUCAAGGCUUCCCGAGUGCAUCAACCGGGAGCAUAUAGACCAGGUCAGCAUCCAGUUCGCCACCGCCCAAGGGCUGAACACCCAGGUCAACAGGGCUAAACUGGCCAGGAGUAUGUUCAUGGUGUCCAGAAACAGACUGGAUCUGCUUCCGUUCUACAGUAGAAUGGUGGCCACUAUCUACCCCUGUGCACCCGAAGUGGCCAACCAGCUGUGCAACGACCUCUACCGCGAGUUCAGAUUGUGGAUUCUGAAGAAAGAUCAGAUCAAGCUGGAGUCUAAAAUAAAAACAGUGAGCUUCAUGGGGGAGCUGACCAAGUUCGGAGUGUACAAGGCAGAAAUGACUCUGAGAGUGUUGAAGCAGUUGCUGAAGACAUUUGUACACCACCAAAUAGAUAUGACAUGUGCACUACUUGAGUCUGCAGGGAGAUUCCUCUACAGAACUCCAGCCUCGCACCGACUCACUAAGAUACUACUGGACGAGAUGAUGCGGAAGCGGUCGCUGGCCAACCUGGACCCCAGACAGAGUGCGAUGGUAGAGAAUGCGUACUACUGCAGCAACCCACCCCCUCUGUCCUCACUCGUCAAUGUGCAGAGGGAACGACUCCCUGUCAUGCUAGCUUACAUUGACCACCUGAUCACUAAAGAGCUCAACAAAAACACAGUCGACAAGGUGUUGCACCAGGUACGCAAACUGCACUGGGAAGACAGUGCUACCGUGGACUUCAUCAGGGACACGUUCACAGCUGUGUGGAGGGUGAAGUUCUCCAACAUACAGUACGUGGCCAGUGUCCUCGCAGGACUCCUCAAGUACCAUGACGACAUCGUCGUCCAUGUCAUCGACAAUGUCCUGGAAGACAUACGUGUCGGAAUGGAGGUGCAACUGUCCAAAUUCAACCAGCGUAGAGUGAGUGUAAUCAAGUAUCUGGGGGAACUGUAUAACUACAAACUAUUGGACUCAUCCGUCAUUUUCAACGUCCUCUUUUCCCUCAUCACAUUUGGUGGGGGAGGAGGGGGAGGCGCCUAUUCGCCCCUGGAUCCAGGUCACCACUUGUUUCGAGUGAGAUUGGUGUGUACUCUGUUGGAUACAUGUGGUCAGUUUUUCAACGGAGGAAGUGCAAAGAAGAAACUGGAUUGUUUCCUUGUAUACUUCCAGCGUUAUCUUUGCGUCAAGCGUGAGUGGUUCAAAGAGCAAUCUCCAGAUGCCCAGAAACUAGAAUCUCAGGUACCGGAAAGCCCCACUUCCGAAGAGAAAUCGGGCGACACUAAACGUGAAAAACAGAUGGCCACUCUGGUAGACGCAAUGAGGAAUUCGGCCAAGGAGGGCGGGGGGCUGCCGACUGACGUUGAAUACAUGGUGUCGGACACGAUGGAACAGCUGAGGCCCGAGUUGAAGUUGGUUUAUAAUCUGAAGGAAGCUCAAGAAUCAGUGGAAAAAUUAGAAAAGGAACUCAGAGACAGUUACUUAUCACAAUUACCUGAAGAUGUACGCGAGUCAUUCGAUGCAAACAACUUGCAACAGCAGCAUCAGAUGACAUAUGCCAACUCCACCCAAUUGCCAACACAAACUGAGGCCUCUCACGACUUGUACGCCAUCAAUGAACAGGACGAGAACAGUUUCGAGCUAGACAACGAGCAAGAGCUAGCUCCUCAGGCCAGAACAGUGGACGAGGGCUACAGUCCGAACAGUGCGGAAGCCAGUCCACUAAUGCCACACAAAACACUGGAAUCCAACACACAACAGCAGGUGUCCCAGAUGGAGGAGGAGCCGGAUGAUUUUGCAGAUGAGUUCGAGAAGUUCCUCACGGAGAACAUACAGCAAAGAACAGCCGAGUCUGUUCGCAACGUGACCCCAACAGAUAUUGCUUUGCCUCUCGCUGCCAGAAAGCAGCUGUACAACCCAGCAGAGCCGAGUCAAAGUAUUCUCAACAGCAGUUCCGACGCAUUAUUCCCAACAUCAACCGGGGAUGCCAGUAGUGGCAAUUCUGCAAUUCAUUCUCAAGGUACUUCGGAUAUUUCGACCGAAGAUGCUUCGGCUAGCAGUGGCGGCGGAGGCAGUAUUUCGAUCAUGCUUAAGAAGGGCAACAAGGUUCAAGUGAAAGAUCUGAAUGUGCCGAUCACAGAUGAAAUGGCAGAAAACAUCAGACAACAGAAAAUUACAGAAGACAAUGAGCGCAAGAAGUUGAUAGAGAUGACGCUGAACAUCAACAAACGCCAGCAGGAGGAGGAACAGCUAGAAAUGAUAAGCAGUAUCCAGAAAUCUCUAGUGGAGGGAGGAGGGGCCAAAUAUGAUAAGAAACAAUCGGUUAUGGUACAGGGAUACCAGCACACGAAGGGAGCUCCUAACGUCACCCAUAUCUUCCAGAAGUAGAAGUCUCUCUGGCGUGCGCGUUGGCAAACCAUCACGCACUGAUGAAGUCAUUCAUGGUUAUAGCAGCCUAAUAUCAAGGCUGGAAAACCAAACGAAAUUCAGAUAGUAGACGACAGCUGCUGUUACAGUAGACCCGGUUACGGACGAGAUUUGUCGAAGUCGUUUCUUGUCAUUACUUCGAAAUUUGCCUGAGGAGGCAGUGAUUUGAGGAGAGAAUUUGAUCUACAAAAACUGCAUAAAACAUAAUUUACUCUUAUGAUUGCAAUCAGUUCAGUUACAAAAUUUUUCUUUCUUUUUCAUAAUAAAGUAUCAUAAUCAAGUA
This is a messenger RNA of Symsagittifera roscoffensis, 4569 nucleotides long. RefSeq names its product regulator of nonsense transcripts 2-like. The transcript is spliced from 22 exons. Gene Ontology annotation, cellular component: cytoplasm; exon-exon junction complex. The record is from RefSeq and is a predicted model, not a curated record. The coding region runs from base 111 to 4247 and encodes 1378 amino acids. Lineage: Eukaryota; Metazoa; Xenacoelomorpha; Acoela; Convolutidae. Gene Ontology annotation, molecular function: RNA binding; protein binding. Gene Ontology annotation, biological process: nuclear-transcribed mRNA catabolic process, nonsense-mediated decay.